This is a messenger RNA of Emiliania huxleyi CCMP1516, 2104 nucleotides long. RefSeq lists its product as hypothetical. The transcript has 4 exons. Lineage: Eukaryota; Haptophyta; Isochrysidales; Noelaerhabdaceae. The record is from RefSeq and is a predicted model, not a curated record. Bases 39 to 1820 code for a protein of 593 amino acids. Gene Ontology annotation, molecular function: protein binding.
CCCACAGCGCCAGCUCCUCGCCGGCGCGCCGGCUCAGCAUGGGCCUCGAGGGCGUACUCCUCGACGGCCAGGACAACCACGCCGCCGAGUUCACCUGUGCCAUUUGCUGCUCUCUGGUUGACGCGCCGCUGCUCACGCGCUGUCAACACAUCUUCUGUCUCGCGUGCCUGCAGGACUGGCUGGCCACAAAGCCGUCGUGCCCGACGUGCUCCCUCGAGCUCGACCCGCGCCAUGGGGCCGGAGAGCUCCGCCUCGCGUCCCCACUCGCGUGGCGGGUCCUCGGGCGGCUCCGUGUGAAGUGCCCGCUGCAGGGGUGCACGUGGCAUGGGGAGUACACUGGACUCAGUGACCACAUGACGUCGUCGGAUACGCACCAGGCCGGAGCUGCGGGCUCGGCCACAGAGGAUGGCGGCGCCUCGCCGCGGCAGCAGAGCGCGGCGCGGCUGCAGCAGGCGGAGCAGCUCAAGGCGGCCGGCAACUCCAAGUUUGAGCAGCGCAUCUACCGCGACGCCUUCGCCCUCUACUCCAAGGCGAUCAACCUUGCUCCCGAGGUGCCCACCUACCGGCUCAACCGCGCGGCCACUUCCUUCAUGACGGCCGACUACGACUCGUGCAUCGACGACUGCGCCGACGCCCUCCGGCUCGACCCCGCCCUCGUCAAGGCGCACAAGCGGCUCGCAAAGGCGCUGAUCGAGCGGGGCGAGCUCGAGAAGGCCGCCGCCGCCCUCGACGCCGGCGUCGCGGCCUGCGGCGGCGAGGUGCUGGCGGAGGAGGUGCGGACGGCGACGCAGCUCUGCGAGUGGCAGCGGGAGGGCGAGCUCGCGCUCGAGCAAGGCAACGCGACCCUCGCGCGCACCUUCUUCGCAAACGUGCUGCAAAAGACGUCGGCGGUGCGCUGCCGCCUCUCGCUGGUGCGCGCGGAGCUGGCGCUCGGCCUGUGCGACCGCGCGCUGCGCACGACGCGCGAGGUGAUCAAGCAGGACGCCAACGCGUCGGAGGCGUACGUGCUUCGCGCGCUCGCGCUCUUCUACUCGGCGGACCUGGACCAGGCGCACAAGCACCUCAAGGCGGCGCUGCGGCUCGACCCGGACGACGCGGAGGCCGGCCGGACGAUGAAGAAGGUGAGGAAGCUCGAGCGGCACGUGGACGCCGCCAAGCAGGCGGCCUUCUCGCGCAACUUCGAGGACGCCGCGCGCGAGUACACUCAGGCGCUCGAGACUGCGUCGGCGCCGCAGCACGCGCCCCUCUCCGCCUCUCUGUACGCGGACCGCGCAGCGACGUGGCUGCGGCUCAAGGACUUUGACGCGACGCUCAAGGAUUGCGCCGUCGCCAUCUACGCACAGGACGACUGCACGCGCGCCUUUGUGACGCGCGCCUCGGCGCUGCACCACUUGGGCCGUCACAAUGAGGCGCUGCAGAUGCUCGAGGGGCUGAUGCAGACUUUCGGGCAGGACACGCAGGUGUCGGCCGCGUACAAGCGGGCCCAGUUUGAGGUGCGCAAGGAGCGGCGGCCUGACUACUACGCGCUGCUCGCCGUGCCGUCCGUCGCAUCCACGCUCGAGAUCAAGGCCGGGUACAAGCAGCGCGCGCUCGAGUUCCACCCCGACAAGAAUUGCGAGACGGAGGAGGCGCGCGCCGCGGCGGAGGCGCAGUUCAAGCUGCUGGGCGAGGCGCUCGAGGUGCUCUCGGACGAUGUCAAGCGCAAGCUCUACAACGAGGGCUACGACAAGGCCGCCAUCGAGGAGCGCGUGCAGGCUGCCAAUCGCGCCGCGAGCAACCACGACAAGGACGGCUGCUGCAGAGGCGGCGGCUGCUCCUGAGCCUCGAUGUACCGCAAUCGCAGCGCAAACUUUCGGGGCCGCAAGCCAAGCGCAGCGGGGGGUGCCCGUUUGCGAGAGCGAGCCAGGAGCGAGCCACACACGUGUCGGCUGUGAGCUUUCGCGAUCGAGAGAGAAUGCGAGUGGAUUCUAGUCUGAUUCUAGUUUUUAGGCCCCAGGCGUGUGCAUAACGAGAGAGGGCGAUCGAGAUGUGCGAUAGGUCUCGUCAUUCUGUCACACAUUGUGUGUAUGUGUUAGAGUGCGCGCAGAAAUUCCGCAAAAAAACC